Molecule: messenger RNA, 611 nt
Organism: Lactuca virosa
Lineage: Eukaryota; Viridiplantae; Streptophyta; Magnoliopsida; Asterales; Asteraceae
Source: the annotation of a GenBank genome assembly
AUGUUGAGUGUUGCUAUAAGCUACAAAGAGGUUUUCGAUCAGAUUGGGUAUUCUUUGCAUUACGAGUCAAAUAAUGCAUCUAAAAAAAGGAAGAGUGAAGGUGUUUAUGGUGGUUCAAUUCCCGGUUCAUCUUCAUUUGGUUAUAGUAUCUCUUCCGGUCAUCGUGUUGGAUUCAAAAAGCUCUUAUCAGAUAUUGCUUCUAUUACUAGAGAUGAUGAUGAAUCAGGAGCUUUCAGCACUAGUGGAAGAUUAGUAAGUCCUCAUCGUAGUCGACUUCAUCCAAAGACAUUGGAGGCUUUAAUGUGUGCUCAAAGUUGGUUGUUGAAUGAAAUUCGAGCAACUUGUUUUGAAGAGACCGAGGCAUAUUGUCGUUCUGUUGAAUUUGAUUAUGAUGUGGAAGAGGAAAAUACUAAAGAAAGCGGGACAAUAAGUUUGGAUGAUUUUGUUUGAUUUUAAGUUUGUUUUAAUGUUAAGUGGUAAUGUAAUAAUGUAUUAUUGUGAUGAAUUAAUUUUUCAUAUUGUGUACUUGGAUGUUUUGGUUGGUUGGUUGUUGUUACGAUAUUAGACUAUUAGUGAUUUCUAUUUUGUUAAAUGAUUUAAGAACUUAUUUG